CAACCCUAGUCUCAACCCCAUCCCCCCCAAACCAAUCACCACACCACCACCACCAUGCCAACCGGCUGGCUCGACGUCCACGGACACUUCGCCGUGCCCUCCACGGCCGCAGAACGCGAAGCCGCCGCCAAAGAACUAACCGACGACCUCCGCUUCAUCACAACCGCAGACCGUCUAAAAUGGUCCGUCGAGGAAUCCCUCACCAACACCGACAAAAUGGGCGUGACCAUGCAAAUGCUAUCCAACGUGCCCUCAACCCUCGACGGCCUCCGCCAAGCCAACGACUUCGGGGCCUCAAUCAUCAACAACCACCCCAACCGAUUCGGUCUCUUCGCUGCCCUUCCCACCGACAUUCCCCAUGCGUGUCUCGAGGAAAUCGACCGAACAUUGAAAUACUCCACCCCCCCGGACGGAUUCGCCGUGCACCCAUGCCAUAACAAAGUCUACCUCAGUGAUAGAAGUCUCGACCCCGUGUGGAGCAAACUCAAUACCCUGAAAGCAGUCCUAUACAUCCACCCAGACGCCUACGUGCCCCAGUUCCGCGACCGACCCGGCUCUCUCAUUGAAGUUACAUUUGAAACGGCCCGAACGUUAACGGAUAUGUUAUAUACGGGGUGGUUUAAGCGGUAUCCCGAUAUCAAAGUCAUUUUUAGUCAUUGUGCGGGUGCGUUUCCGGGUUUAUAUGGGAGGAUUCUGCGUCUAGGGACUGAGAGCUGGGUAUCGAAUCCGGAGAAUAUCACUGUGGAGGAGAUGGAAACGCAACUGGGUCGAUUGUUUAUUGAUACGGGAGGCACGGCGUUGACGGGGUUGCCGGCUGCGGAGCGAAUGGUGGGGGUGAAGCAUUGCUUGUAUGGGUCUGAUUGCGGGGCUCCUUGUUCGACAAUUGAUACGAUGAUGCGGAAUAAGCAGGAUGUGGUGGAUUUUGAGCGCAAUACGGGCGUUCAGGUUGGGACUAUUGGGGGGAAUGCGUGGGAGUUGUUUCCGGGGGCGAAGAAGAGGGCGGAGAGUGGGUAA
Molecule: messenger RNA, 1014 nt
Organism: Aspergillus sclerotioniger CBS 115572
Lineage: Eukaryota; Fungi; Ascomycota; Eurotiomycetes; Eurotiales; Aspergillaceae
Product: amidohydrolase family protein
Exons: 1
Coding region: 55-1014 (319 amino acids)
Biological process (GO): secondary metabolic process
Cellular component (GO): cytoplasm; cytosol
Molecular function (GO): hydrolase activity; carboxy-lyase activity
Source: RefSeq, a predicted model, not a curated record